AUUGCAGUUAUGGAAUACCGAGAGUUUAUAAUUAUAAUAUAAUAAAAUAAAAUAAUAAAUAAUGGUCAGAAUUAUAAAUAAAGUUAUAGUUCUUAAGAACAUAUUUCCUUUAAACCGUAGAUUAUACCCAAGUAUAUUUUCGGUGCGUUAUAAGAGUUCUGAAAAGGAUGACCAGGGUGUAGAAGUGAAGAGGAUUAGGAAUUUUAGUAUAGUAGCUCAUGUCGACCAUGGGAAGAGUACUUUGGCUGAUCGACUGCUGGAGAUAACUGGGGUGAUCAAGCCGGGAGCAGAGCACGCACAGGUGCUGGACCAACUACAGGUAGAGAGAGAAAGAGGCAUUACUGUAAAAGCUGUGACAGCAUCACUGGAUUACACAUACAAGAAUGAAAAGUAUCUCCUGAACCUGAUAGAUACUCCAGGACAUGUUGACUUUUCCAAUGAGGUUGUAAGGAGUGUGUCAGCAUGUCAAGGAGUGAUACUUCUAGUUGAUGCAAAUGAGGGUAUUCAAGCACAGACAGUAGCUGUGCACAGUCUAGCCAAAAAUAACAACUUAGUCAUGAUACCCACACUAAACAAAGUAGAUCUCCCUAGGGCAGACCCAGAAAAAGUCAAAUCACAACUACAAUCACUCUUUAAAAUAGAUCCAGAAACGGUUAUGAGUAUCUCUGCCAAAAAAGGGUGGGGAGUGAAAGAGCUCUUAGAAGCAGUGAUAGAAAGAAUACCUCCACCAUCUGUCAAAUCUGAAGGCCACUUUACUGCACACAUAAUUGACACAUGGCAUGAUAAAUAUAGAGGUGUACUUUGUUUGGCUUACAUACAUUCUGGUAAAGUGCAAGUUGGGCAAGCGGUGAGAUGGAGAUCUGAUACUAAACCACACCAAGUGAAGUACUUGGCAAUGUUGCGGCCGAGUGAGCAGCCAGUGGAGUCGGCUGUUGCAGGCCAAGUUGUGAUGGUGGGCUGCGGCCCCAAAGGCGGCGGGAGCGUAGGCGACCAGCUCCUCUCAGUUGACGUACAAAACACAUCAGAGCUCGCAGAGAUUCCACCAGUUAAGCACAUGGUGUAUGCAGGAAUCUUCCCAGCCGACCAAUCGCAGCAUCCUCUGCUCAGCGACGCCAUCAAGAAACUGGCUCUUAACGACUCGGCCGUCAGCGUUAAAGCUGAUUCCAAUCCCGCGCUAGGUCAAGGCUGGCGCGUGGGUUUCCUGGGCCUGUUGCAUCUAGACGUGUUCACCCAAAGACUGCUGCAAGAAUACAAAGCAGAGGCCAUCUUGACAGCGCCAUCUGUCCCCUACAAGAUAAAAGUAAAAGGCGCUAAAAUUGUCAAGCAUUAUAAGGGCGAUGAAGUUAUUAUUACUAAUCCCCUGAUGUUACCAGAACCUCAUCAUAUAGAAGAAUAUUACGAGCCGUUGGUUAUAGGUACUAUAAUAACCCCCGUGGAAUACAUUGGCUCCGUGACGACGCUCUGUAUAGACCGCCGCGGCACGCCGCUGCCAUCCAACGCGGUCGACGAAAGAAUGACCAUGCUGCAAUUCAUACUGCCCCUGUCCGAGGUCGUCAUAGAUUUCCACGACACGCUCAAAAGCAUCACGUCCGGGUUCGCGAGCUUCGAUUACCAGGACCACGGGUUUCAUGAAAGCUCGCUUGCAAGGAUGGAUAUCCUUAUCAAUGGGGUCUUAGUCGACGAACUUUCAAGUAUAGUGCACACCAGCCGUCUAGAAUACACUGCUAGGAGACUCACGGAGAAACUUAAGGAAAUGAUUCCGCGGCAAAUGGUUCAGGUUGCCAUUCAAGCUGUAGUGGGAGGAAAAGUGUUUGCAAGAGAAACAUUAAAAGCUUACAGAAAGGAUGUCACAGCAAAAUUAUAUGGUGGCGACGUAACUCGCAGAAAAAAAUUGCUAAAGCAACAAGCUGAAGGAAAGAAGAAAAUGAGAAGUGUUGCCAACAUUAAAAUACCAAGAAACACCUUCAUUGACGUGCUCAAGAGAUGAUCGGCUUCCAUUAUUGAGAUUGUGUAAAUAUUUCAGUUUUUAGUUAUUUAGACCAAAUUCAUCAAGUAGGACACAAAACGAGCCGCCUCGCGAGGAAAUUGCCGCGCGAAGCAACUUGGUCUGUGUACACGUGCCUCGGCAGUAUUGCCGUAAUCACAAUUGAUUUUUUUUAAAUAUUGCUAUGACGACCUACACUAUCGUAAUAGGCUUUUUUCCUAUAUAUUCAAAUUCAAAACGAUUUGUGACGACAAAGUGAAUGUUGUGUAAUGCGGAUAGAGAUAAAUAAAUACAAAGAUUUAUAAAAAUAUAGGUAUUUUAUUAAAAAUGCCGAUAUUAUAGGGUCAUUGCAUAGUAAACAUCACAAAAUAUCGACUUAAGGCAGUCUACUUUGCUACAUGUAUAUUUGAAGCUUAAAAUACACUGAUAGGUAUCAGAGACCCGAAUAUUCGUGACAGUUUUUAACUUUCGUAGUGACUUCACAUUAAAGAACUUCAAAUAUAAAAUAAUCAAAUUUAUAUAUUUUAUAAAGUAUACAACAAAUGUAUCAUUGAAAUGAUUUUCGGCGUCCGAAAUUAAAGUACUACCCCUGGAUUAUGAAUUUUGAAUGAAACAGGAAUGAAACUAUGUAUUACAAGUCUACUUCACAAUUUUUUUUAAAGUUAAGUAUUACAGAAAAAUAAUGGUUUUAAUAUGAAGUGACAUGAAUUUAUUCAUAAUAAUUAUAAUAUAUUAGUAAAGCUGUAAAUCGAUGUUUAAAACAUAUUGAAUCGAGUAAAAUGUCGACAUAAUUAUGAAAUCGAUAAAUUAGACUUCACAAAGACCUUUAAAAAAUGCCACCAAUAUUCCGAUCUCUGCUGAUUUUAUAUACUUUACAUAUGGAUAAACUGCAAAAUAGGGCACUAAAACUAAGAAAAUAAUUAUACACGUCAGUCGGACCAACUCAUAAGAAUAACUAUGAAAAAAGGCGUUCCAAUAUCGUAAUUUUUAUUUUAACAAACACUUUAGCUCUUUAUAUAGGAAUUACCUAGGUACAGUCACCUGCAAUAAUAUGUUACACAACGAAGGCCGCAAAAAUAUCUGACACGAUAUUAUGUGUAGUCAUAAGAGCGUGUCAUAUAUUUUUGCGGCCUUCGAAGGGUAACAUGUUAUUGCAGGUGACUGUACUUAAUAAGCUGAGUAACAACUCAGAAAUGAUCUAUUUCAAAUAUCAUUUUACAGACACAAGACAAUUAUAUGUAUAUUUGUAACAAAUUACUCGUACGAUGAUAUGAUGAACAUAUUUUAUCUCAAUGAGUAUCAUUAUUCUACAGAUGGCUCUUUAAGUGCGGGCCCUGCGUCUGCGCUAUAGACAUAUUGUACCUUGUAUAACAUAUAGGGCCCUAUUCACCAACGGACUGAGUCACCAUACAUUGAAAAAAAUCAUUUUAGAAGUAAAAGGAACGCACAUUUGGAAUACUUGUUAGUUUGUUAAUAACUUUGGUGUAAUUUUAGCCAAGAUAUAUUAUGUCAAUAAAAUGUGGUCAAUUAGUUUUU
Molecule: messenger RNA, 3520 nt
Organism: Cydia splendana
Lineage: Eukaryota; Metazoa; Arthropoda; Insecta; Lepidoptera; Tortricidae
Gene: waw
Product: translation factor GUF1 homolog, mitochondrial
Exons: 12
Coding region: 62-1987 (641 amino acids)
Biological process (GO): positive regulation of translation
Cellular component (GO): mitochondrion
Molecular function (GO): mitochondrial ribosome binding; GTPase activity; GTP binding
Source: RefSeq, a predicted model, not a curated record